This is a messenger RNA of Limulus polyphemus (Atlantic horseshoe crab), 5792 nucleotides long. RefSeq names its product leukocyte tyrosine kinase receptor-like. The coding region runs from base 123 to 3104 and encodes 993 amino acids. Gene Ontology annotation, molecular function: ATP binding; transmembrane receptor protein tyrosine kinase activity. The transcript is spliced from 19 exons. The record is from RefSeq and is a predicted model, not a curated record. Gene Ontology annotation, cellular component: membrane; signaling receptor complex. Lineage: Eukaryota; Metazoa; Arthropoda; Merostomata; Xiphosura; Limulidae. Gene Ontology annotation, biological process: multicellular organism development; regulation of neuron differentiation; protein phosphorylation.
CGUUCACUAGCUGUGGUGCGAAAGGACCGGAAGGACCUACAUCUGCUGAUUGUGAGAGAGCCUAUUUAAGGGCAAGCACCAGGGUCGCUGUUGCUGCAGAUUUUCCUUACAAAGGAUCACAAAUGUGGACGGUUCCUAAAUCAGGUGUUUACACGGUUUUCGCCAGAGGAGCAGGCGGAGGUCAGGGAGUAAAGAACAGUGUUAGUAGUCGAGGUACACUUCUACGAGCAGCCUUCAACUGGAACGCUGGAGAGAUAAUCUUCUUCUUGAUUGGCCAACAAGGUGUCAGUGCGUGCAGAAAGGAUACGCCAAGUCGACUCGAAAAGAAAUGUCAUGCUGGACUAGCGAAAAGAAACAUUCAUAACUUGCGAGAUGAACUUUACAGCUCUAACCAGCGUGGUGGUGGCGGCGGCGGUGGAGGAGGGACUUUCGUUUAUAAGCUCCAUCAUCAAACGCACCAACCUGUGUUGUUGGUUGUGGCUGCUGGAGGUGGUGGAUUAUCAUACAACAAAGCUGACGAUCCUGCCACAGCAAUCGAUCCUAAUGGACGUGGUAUUAUUCCUGGUCUUCCCCCUGGAAAUGGAAUCUCCUCACAAGAUGGUGCAGGUGGUGGAGGUGGCUGGAACAACACUGACCAUACUGACCAGGAUUCAACAUCAGGUCGAUCGUUUCUUAACGGGGCACGUGGAGGCUACGUUUGUAGAGAUGCCUCUGAAUGGAAAACAAAUGGUGGAUUCGGAGGUGGAGGAGGUGCUUGUACAGCAGGAGGAGGAGGAGGUGGUUACAGAGGUGGUGAUGCUGCUGAAGAAGACAAUGCUUAUAACAACGGUCAAGGAGGAACAUCCUACUUUAGCCCAAUGUCCACUAUGACACUAGAAAAAACAGGAGCCAAUUCUGGAGAUGGGCAGGUGGAUGUGAUGCCAGCCCGGAAAGGCUGUGGAUGCGAAUAUCUCUGUGUGAUAAUGGACUUAGAAAAUAAAGCUUUUAAUUGUAUUUGUCCUCAAGGUUACUCUCUCGGUCCUGAUGGCCUUUCUUGUCAAGCGCCAAUGAAAAACGAAAGCUUCCAACUUCCAACUCACCACCUGAUUGUGAUCAUUUUGUGCAUUCUUGUAACAAUGGCGGUGAUUCUUUUUUUCUGCUUGUUAGCGUUCAACAGAUACCGGAAGAGGCACGUUCGAGAUCUCCAUCACGAACCACUUAGCAGUCCUGAGGUUCAAUUGAACCAAUUACGUCAGAAUGGAGGAAUGUUUACUGACUACAAUCCCAACUACGAAUUCGGUGGCAGUACGUAUACAGUAAAGGAUCUGAACGAAAUCCCCCGAGAGAACCUUACCUUGGUCAAGGCCUUGGGGCAAGGUGCUUUCGGAGAAGUAUAUCGUGGUUUUUUAGGUGACAUUCCGGUAGCUGUGAAGACUUUACCAGAAUUGUCCUCCAAUCAAGCUGAAAUGGACUUUCUAAUGGAAGCUUUAAUAAUGAGCAAAUUUGACCAUCCAAAUAUUGUACACUUUAUGGGUGUGUGUUUCGAUAAGAUGCCCAGGUUUAUUGUGUUGGAGCUGCUUCCUGGUGGUGAUUUGAAGACAUUUUUGAGGGAAGCUAGACCCAAAUGUAGUAAAUCCAAUCUGACAAUGAAGAAACUUUUGGCAAUGGCCAUGGAUGUUGGCAAAGGCUGUCAGUACUUGGAAGAACACCACUUCAUUCACAGGGAUCUUGCGGCUAGGAACUGUCUUCUCACCACGAAGGAGGGCGACCCAGAUGUCAAAAUAGCUGACUUCGGCAUGGCCAGAGACAUCUAUCGAGCUGAUUAUUAUCGCAAGGGAGGAAAGACCAUUUUACCUGUGAAAUGGAUGCCACCAGAAGCUUUCUUAGACGGCAUUUUCACCUCAAAAACGGACGUGUGGUCCUUCGGAGUCUUGUUAUGGGAAGUAUUGUCACUAGGUUACAUGCCGUACCCAGGCCGAGGUAACCAGGAAGUAAUGCAGCUAGUGACAUCUGGUGGAAGAUUGGAACCUCCUGCAAUGUGUCCAAAUCCAGUAUAUCACAUAAUGAUGCAGUGUUGGCACCCUAUUCCAGAAGAACGACCAAACUUCUCCACAAUAAUAGAACGUCUAGGUUACUGUAUGCAGGAUCCAGACGUUAUCAACUCACCCCUGCCGGAGCUCAGCUGCUCUCCGUCGGUAGAACGUGACGUCACAGUCAUGCGACCUUCAGACUCUGAGAAUGCUUGUUUACAGGUUAAUCGUCCCCAUCUGGAUCCACAAUCACCAAGCUCAGAAGAUUACCUUAUCCCAAUGCCUUCAUCUAAUUACAGCCUAAACACUGAGAAAACUGAGCUACAGUCGAGUGUUGAUUCGAUGGAAAAGCUGCUUGACUUGGAGGAGAAGCCACCCAUACCCCCUCGAAACUCUAAUAACGGAGUAAUAUUACACCCUUCAUUUAAUACCUGGGAGACUAGCUUUAUUCAGACAAACCAGAAGAAUCGUGCUUUUGUCCCAGCAAACAACCCUCUACCCCCACGUAAUGAUGAAACACAGAAAGAUAACAACCGAGAGCAAAAAAACGAUCGUCCUGUCAAUCAUUCUCAGGAUUUAACAGGGUCACAGUCUCCUUUGCUGGACUCUGCUGAGGCAAGAUCAAAUCAGAGCAACCCAAGUCAUGGCGUCAGUUACAGUGCCAAGCCAGAAAAAAACCAGAAUCUGAGUCAACAGUGGAAUGAGAAUUGGAAAACAGAACCUGUUGAACGAGUAUCAAGUCUCAGGUCAUUAGAGACCCUAUCUAUCACACCAGGGGUCAAUAGAAUACCGGUAUCAUCUAACAGUAUAAGUGUUAAUGACAUCACGAAAAAAGAUACUACCAAUCAAGGACAUCGCUCAAAUCUCUCUCUGGAUGCCUCUGCUCUUACGCGACAGAUAAACAACCAACCAAUAGCUUACAUCAACGUGGAUGUGAACUCCAACAGCAGCACCAACCUCCCUCUAAGUCGAACUACAUCAUAUGACCAGAAUGUGGCCAACCACAACCUACGCGUAGAUAACUAUCCAACAACUGGUGGGAUUUCCAGUAUCUCUCAUAGCCUGGAUUCGAACGAAGGACAGGUAAGCUGUUAGAGGGUAUGAGCGGGAAGAAGACUUCUUAUGGUAUGAAAGAAACAAAACAUUUUUCUUUUACUUCCAUUGAAAUGUACCAUCAGCCAAAGUACCUGAAACAAUGGCUUCUCUGGUGAAAAUGGUAAAUUGGUCAUUUCUACACUGAAGUAAACUUCAGUUGCUCAAAAUAAUCAAACAGAUGUAAAACAAGAGCGAGCUUCAGUAUUCUGUAUUUUGUUGACUAAAGUAAACGAUAAACAACUAAACUUAGUAAACUUUAGGGUGAACUUCUGUUUAAAAUGUAUUUUAAAUCAAGGCUUAGUAGAUUUUCUUUAUAAGGUUCAAAUCAAAAAGUGCUGAUUAUAAUGAUUAUAGCAUGUUUUAUCAUAUUCAAAAUCUUGUAUUGUUGAUAUAUAUUUCAGUGUUUAAGCUAUUUACUCCUAUAGAUACGAGAAACUUUCCUUUAGCUGCAUUAGCAAGUAACAGUUACUCAUUAAAAAAGUUGAUUUGAAUGUUAAAUCGAAAACAAAUACCGUCAUUAAAAACAUUUUGUCAAAAAGAAAAGAAAUAUGUGGUUGCUAAGCUUUUCCUUUUGUAUUAUAAGUCAUUGUUAAGUAACUGCUAAAAUUAACAGUAUUUAUUGAUGGUGUGACAUAUGUAUGCGUACUGUUUGUUGCUAAUCGUGAACUCUGCAAAGUGUUACGGGAAAGUUGAUUUCUUAUUAAAACAGUAACCUCAUAAGCUGUGUACAAAGUAGUUUAUAUACAAUGAGAGCGGUGUAGAUAAAAUGACCUGUAUAUUUUCGUAUGUGAUUAAAGUGCACAUUUUCAUGUUUGUAACAAAAUGGUUAAUGCAGUGACGAAUAACUUGUUAUUGACGUAGGACUGUGUAUUGGUGGUUACGUAUAAAAGUGGUUCAUGAACAGUUACAAAUGUUAGUGUUACUAAAAAAAGAUAUUGUUACAAUACUUGAAUUUCCUUAUCAAAGGUUUGAUGUUACAUUCCUAUUGAUUAAGUAGUUUUCUUGGUUUCUCUCGACUAACUAGAACUUGAAUUACGAAUUAUGAUUCGUCAUGAUACCAAUAUUCCUGUUACACUAGAAUUUUGUUACUCAACCGUGUUGUUCUCGUGUUCAGCACUGUGUUAGCAGUUGUGUUGUUUGGAUAUAAAUACGAGAUCCUAAACUUUGAUUAUUGUUCAUAACCCAUUUCAAAUCUUAAUAGCAACUAAAACCUUUAAUAAAAUAUUGCAUGUUAAAGUGCCCAAAAACGGAUAUCUACAAGAACAUAAACAGAGAAUUAAUGAUUUAAUUCGUAUUUCUGUAUAUCAAACUCUCCAAGGAUAGGUUAGAGUUAGUACAUUCUGAAAUAAAAUUUUAUUUAAUGCUAAAAUAUUCAACCCAAACUAACAUUUUCACUGACUUGGUGCUUGAAAAGAACAAGCUGGGACCACAGCCAUUUUUGACAGAAUACCAAUAUUUGUAAAAAAGUAGGAUGGUAUUUAAGCAGUUUGUAUGGUAUCAAGAUUCGCCAAGAAAAUAACAUUUUCAAGUAAAUUGGAAAAACUUACUUUUUGUUUUAAGGUUAUUAAUGAAAAGUGAGAAAUUUGAUAAUAACAGUUUCUCAAACGGAUUUAUAGUAUGCUAACCUUGUUCUUGCGUCCAAGGUCAUUAUAGGUAAAAAUGUAUGGAAGGUUAGAAAAGGCGAAAACGUUUUACAUUUCUUAUGUGCCAAAUAAACACAUUUAAAUUACACACUAUCACAUCUAAACAUAUAUUUAUGUAAAUAAAAACACUUCCGGGGUUUCAGCAUUUUCCAAAAUUUUAAACCCCUCAGCUUUUAACUUAACUGUUUAAUGUCCUUUGAUAUAGCAGAAAAAACUGUGAAUAAAUUUAUGUUGCGACCUGAAUAAAGAAUAUUGAAGCAGAGGUCAUUUUACAGAGGUCAUGCAAAUGGAAAAUAGAGUGAAAGACAGUUUUCACCCGAAGAUAUUCAGAUCCACAACAAUAGAUGCAGCUUUAGAUAAUGACAGUAGUAUUCUUGCAGUACAGUUAAGCUCUCUGACCAAUGUGUUUCAAGUUUACAGUAAAGUUACCUAUUAGAAUGGAAUCUGUUAACCCACUGUUGUCUUUAGAGUAAUACUUUUUGUUUCCAAUUUUGUCACAAUAUUGUUUGUUUGAUAUAAUUGUUGUACGAACACAGGAAUAGUAUGUUACAGAACACAGGAACAGUAUGUUACACGCAUACAAAUAAAUGGGUGAAGUAUUUUAUUCUUUACUGAAUAUUAUUAUGUCGUAAUUGUAGUUUGAUUCAGGAAAUUAGUCAUCUGAAUUGAUUAAUAUUUGAAUUUCCUUUUGUCACCAAGUUAUUCGCAAUAAAAACAGAUACUUGUAUUCUUCAAUUUGAUGUUUGAAUCAAAAAUAGUGAUAAUUCAAUUGAUAACUUUCUAAAGUAGAUAACGUUUUGAAGUUUCUGUCAAACUGUAUUUCAUGUGUUUUAUCCAAAGCAGAUUGGUGUAUGUUUCGUUAGUCAACAUUGUUAUUCUGUUGUUGUAUCAUUGUAUUAGCAAUUACUGUUGAGAUUAUAACCCAAAAUAGGUGUAUAAAAGUACAAGUGUUUGUACAUCUUAACUAUGUUAACAGGAUCAUACUAAUAGUAUUUUGUUGUUGUAAACAGAUCAAAUAAACAUUCCACGUUUUUGUGUGCAUAAA